Linum tenue is the source of this 651-nucleotide messenger RNA. Lineage: Eukaryota; Viridiplantae; Streptophyta; Magnoliopsida; Malpighiales; Linaceae. The record is from the annotation of a GenBank genome assembly.
CUUCCCCACUAGACACUCUUCACUCUCUCUUCUCCAAUGGCUUCCUCUUCAAACGUCGCCGCCGCUCUCUUCCUCCUCUUCCUCGCCCUCUUCUCCACUGCCGCCCACGGCCGUGAGAGCCACUUCUUCAGCAGAGUCGCCGCCAAUACCAACAACGUAGAUCCUAACGCCGUCAACAACGGCCAACCUUCCUUCGUCCAGGAAACGGAAAACAACGGCUACGGCAUCUACGACCACCAGAACCCCGAAGAAACGGCGUCGUUCGACCAGACCGCCACCAACACCAAGCUCACCUCUUUCCCGACCAAAAGCUUCCGUCCCUAUAACGCCCAGACCAAUAGCGACGACACUUUCCGGAACGGAAAUGCUAACAACAACGAGAAAUACUACAACAACGACAGGUAUUCCGGCGAGAGCGGGUACAACGGCGACAACAACCACGACGAGCAGGAAAAGUUCGGUGAGACUAGCCUGAAACAGCAGGAUGCCACCGGCUACCAGAAGUCCGGUUGGGAUUUCGGAAACAGUGGUUACGAAUUCUUCCCCUAAUAGACCAGAUUGAUGAAUGCAGCAGUAGAGAAGAAUAAGAUGCGGAGUUCUUAGUUGCAGACGAAUCCCAGAAGCAGAGAAAGUGAAACGACAGCGUUGUGC